GCGAAAAGUUUGGCUGUCCUUUUCUCCUUGUCGCGUACUGCGUUUGCUUGGUGCCGUUGCGUUGCUGCUUCUAUUCUUCCCCGUCAUUCUUUAUUCAUAAUUUUUGUUUUCUACAAUCCUUCCUUUUAAUCUAAGCAUUGCCCGCCCUCGCCAACCAGCUAGCCUGCUUUCGCGCGUAUGCUGCAGACACGCUCUACAUGACCGUCGCACCCAAGCUUCGAAAUGCCUUUGGCAUACUGCUGCCGCUGGCGGUAGCAUGCACCAUCUACCUAUACCUCUACCCGGUCUUCUCACAAUGCGCAUUCCCGCUCCCGUCUCGAAAUGCUGCCGACGCUUUCCACCACACGACCAAACUCCAUUGGCCAUAUGCGCAAACCGAUGACCUUGCUACUAUCCCGACCGAACGCGCUCCAUUCCGACUCUUGACGUUUGGAGAUCCCCAGCUUGAAGGCGACACGUCGAUUCCUGUGGCAUACCUCGGUCUCUUCCCACACAUUGGUAACAUAUUCAAGCACCUGACGUUCCAAACGCGACACAACUCGUUGUGGGAGCGCCUGCGAUGGAUUAUCCACGACUCGAUCGAUAUUUACAUGAUCGAUAUUCCCGACAUCUUGGAAUCGUUCCGUAAAGUCUUUGAUCUGUGGGGCAAUGACUUCUACUUGGCGCACAUCUACCGUGCACUGCACUGGUGGACUAAGCCGACACAUGUAACUGUGCUGGGCGAUUUGCUGGGCAGCCAGUGGAUCGAUGACGCCGAAUUUGAACGUCGCGGACACCGAUUCUGGAACCGUACUUUCAAGGGUGGCAUCCGCGUAGAUGACAGCGUCGCUAUGUACCCCCUCGCCGAGUAUAACCUUUCUGGGAUAUUGAACGGGGCCGAGGAAGAGGCCAUCUGGACAAAACGCAUCAUCAAUGUCGCUGGUAACCACGACAUUGGUUAUGCCGGCGACCUCACCGUUGAACGCAUGGAACGGUUUGAACGCAUCUUUGGCAAGGCCAAUUAUGAGCUGCGUUUUGAGCUGCCGGUCGAGGAUGAAAUGUCCAAGUCUACGAUAUACCACAACGAGACGAAUCCAUACUCGCGUCGAUUACAACCCGAACUGCGCAUUCUAGUGCUCAAUGACAUGAAUCUAGACACUCCAGCAAAGAGCAUCCCUCUUCAGGACCAAACGUACGACUUCAUUAACAAGGCCAUCGGUACCGGCGAGGAUGUCAACGACUUGGGUCGAUUUACACUGUUGCUGACACACAUUCCUCUCUACAAGCCAGAAGGUGUCUGUGUGGAUGCGCCGUUCUUUGAUUUCCACGGUGCCCACGAUGGUGGCGGUGUAAAGGAGCAGUAUCUGCUAAGCUACGAUGCGAGCAAGGGCCUUCUCGAAGGUAUUUUCGGAAUGAGCGGCGAUGUGAACGCAGCAGGAAACGGCAAGGGCCGUAGGGGCAUGAUCCUAAACGGCCACGACCACGAAGGCUGCGAUACGUACCACUUUAUCAACCAAACCAACGGCACUGAAGCAUCGGAACGGCGCUGGGAGGUCAACACCUGGCCAACAGCACUGGAAGCCGAUGUUAUGAACAAACCAAACCAUCCUGGUCUCCGCGAAAUCACGGUUCGCAGCAUGAUGGGCGACUUUGGAGGUAACGCAGGCUUGCUCAGCAUGUGGUUCAACUUUACGACGUGGGCAUGGGAGCACGAGUAUGUGAGCUGCCCCCUUGGGCGCCAGCAUCUGUGGUGGCUAACGCACAUUCUCGACCUCGGUGUCAUCUUGUUGGCCAUUCUCUGGCCUACUGCCGCCAUUGUAGAGAGCAAGGGAGUGGAUUUGGAUGCCAAAAUUGGCGAAGUUGCAGCCUAUGGCCGACGAGCACUUGAGCUGCUGCACAGACAGAUGCUCAAGGCGCAGCGCGUGUGGAAUGCGGCUGUGGCCGAGCUGAUGAAGCCCGACGAGGUACAUGGCGACACGAAGCAUGAGGUCAAGGGGAGCAAAAGCCCCAAGAAGGCUGGACAAAAGGCCCACAAGAAAGCAUAGAGAAAGGGCCUUUGGACAUUACACGCUGUAUGAACAUAGACAUAAGAACGUUUGGGUCGGGAGGGGGAAAACUAAAAAGCUUUGAACAUGUAUAUACCCGCAUAGAAACCUGCAUAAUAGCAUUCCGUUUGCCUGUUACAUGCACGAUUGCGCUGCUCGGCUAUGCGACCCUUCUUGUCAAGAUUUGGACGACACGAGGGCUCGAUGCAGCGGCCUAACCACCAUCUGGUACGAGUUUGGCUGGUCCUU
Molecule: messenger RNA, 2273 nt
Organism: [Torrubiella] hemipterigena
Lineage: Eukaryota; Fungi; Ascomycota; Sordariomycetes; Hypocreales; Clavicipitaceae
Source: the annotation of a GenBank genome assembly